Arvicola amphibius (Eurasian water vole) is the source of this 1663-nucleotide messenger RNA. RefSeq names its product DNA polymerase beta (gene Polb). Gene Ontology annotation, molecular function: DNA binding; DNA-directed DNA polymerase activity. The record is from RefSeq and is a predicted model, not a curated record. The transcript is spliced from 14 exons. Lineage: Eukaryota; Metazoa; Chordata; Mammalia; Rodentia; Cricetidae. Gene Ontology annotation, cellular component: nucleus. The coding region runs from base 608 to 1615 and encodes 335 amino acids. Gene Ontology annotation, biological process: double-strand break repair via nonhomologous end joining.
UACACUUACAAAUAUAGCGCAGGUGCUAUAUUUCAAUUCUAGCAAAUUGUAAGGUUUUCGCAUAUAAGCUGUACAGUACGAGGGUUCCGUUGCUGAUCAUCCAGGUCAGACACUUCCUGUGGUCUUUUCGUAACUUUAGCGCCUCCCACAAAAUGCAUGGGUAUUUAAUAAGACAAAAAACAUCUCCAGCCAUUGGUUGACCAAGUUUUGGUUGGCAUAUUUCAUUCCCUGUUUUACCCGGUGCCCAAGAGCACAGAGCAUCUCUUGGAUCCUGACAGCCGACCUGGUGCUGGUACUCCACACAUAAAGUACAGGCCACGCCUUCCACGGUUGUUGCCCACAGCGGCCGACGUCCACCGCCUUCUGCACCUCCGGCUCUAAAGCGGACCGCUCUCGUGGCCGGAGAGCAGAUUUGAUCUCAGGUUAACCCACUAAAAGGCUAACUCUGACCUCCCCACUCCCGCCGCCGACGGAUUCCCAGCUUCUGCCCGGGCGCCCGCUAAGCCCCGCCCCGCCCCGGCGCCUGGCGCGUGACGUCACCGCGCUGCGCUCUGUCAGGAGCCGCCAUUGUCCCACCGGUGGCUCCCAGGUGCGGGUUCCCGGCGCCAUGAGCAAACGCAAGGCGCCGCAGGAGACCCUCAACGGCGGCAUCACAGACAUGCUCGUGGAACUCGCAAACUUUGAGAAGAACGUGAGCCAGGCAAUCCACAAGUACAACGCGUACAGAAAAGCAGCAUCUGUUAUAGCAAAGUACCCACACAAAAUCAAGAGUGGAGCAGAAGCUAAGAAAUUGCCGGGAGUAGGAACAAAAAUUGCUGAAAAGAUCGAUGAAUUUUUGGCAACUGGAAAACUGCGUAAACUUGAAAAGAUUCGUCAGGAUGAUACAAGUUCGUCCAUCAAUUUCCUGACUCGGGUUACUGGCAUUGGGCCAUCUGCUGCAAGGAAGUUUGUAGAUGAAGGAAUUAAAACAUUAGACGAUCUCAGGAAAAAUGAAGAUAAAUUGAACCAUCAUCAACGAAUUGGGCUAAAAUAUUUUGAGGACUUUGAAAAAAGAAUUCCUCGUGAAGAGAUGCUGCAGAUGCAAGAUAUUGUACUUGGCGAAGUUAAAAGAGUGGAUCCCGAAUACAUUGCUACAGUCUGUGGCAGUUUCAGACGAGGGGCAGAGUCCAGCGGAGACAUGGAUGUUCUUCUGACCCACCCAAACUUCACCUCAGAGUCAAGCAAACAGCCGAAGCUGUUACAUCGUGUUGUGGAGCAGUUACAGAAAGUCCAUUUCAUUACAGACACUCUGUCAAAGGGCGAAACAAAGUUCAUGGGUGUGUGCCAGCUUCCCAGUAAAGAUGAUGGAAAGGAGUAUCCACACAGAAGAAUUGAUAUCAGGUUGAUCCCCAAAGAUCAGUAUUACUGCGGUGUUCUCUACUUCACUGGGAGCGACAUCUUUAAUAAGAAUAUGAGAGCGCACGCCCUAGAAAAGGGCUUCACGAUCAAUGAGUACACCAUCCGCCCCCUGGGGGUCACUGGAGUUGCUGGGGAGCCCCUUCCUGUGGACAGUGAGCAGGACAUUUUUGAUUACAUCCAGUGGAGCUACCGGGAGCCCAAGGAUAGAAGCGAAUGACGCCAGCCCCAGCCCCCCAACCUCCCCACCCUCCCACCCCAGCUUUUC